UCCACUUCAAAAAGACUUUAUGGGGUGUUACCGUUAACGUCCGUUAGUGGACACAGCUUAGCUAGCUCUUGCUUUUUCACAGUUCACUCGUUUAGUUUACACUAACCUGAACGACAAUCCAUCAGUUUAUAAUAAAAAAAUAUAACCUUGUUUCCUGGUCCCUGCCUGGUUAAUUUACUUAACAUCUGUUGUUGUUUUGGCAUCUUAUCGUUUCACAUCACUCCCAUCCAUUUCCGUCAUAAGUAAAAGGUGAUUUAAGGUGCAGUCUGUGAAGUCUGCUGCCUUGGCUACCUAGAGCGUCAGCGGUUCAGAAAGGGGCAUGGCCCCGGCCCUGACCAAAAUCCUGAAAGAUGGCCAUGGUAUCCACCUGUCCUCUCCUCCUGCUUCUGUCAGAAUGGACUCCGACGGGAGAGCCAUGCGUGCUACUGAGCUGGAGUCUCAGAUGAGAUUGACAGAUGAUGGUGACCUCCAGAAGAUGUGGCUGAACCUGUCUUUGUUUCCCUCUCUGGACUCAUGUCUACCCGGGAGCCCCCUGGACUUCCCUGCCAACCCUGUGCUUUCCUCCUGUCAGCAGGCGUCUGCCAGUCAAUGUGAGACGGUGUUCUUCCCCAGCCCAGCUUCCCUCCUCAGCCUCCUUUCCUUCAAUAAAGGCCUGAGAGAUUCUCAUCAGGUGGCCUGUGUCUUCCCAGGUGUACCAGACAUGUUUUUAGUCCCUGUCCCUGAGCACAAUAGCCAAGAGGCUUGCCUGCUGCAUAUGCACAGGGCUGCUCCUGAAUGUAGGCCAGAUGGUGGUGAUGCGCAUCACUCCUCUCUUACCGUUACCAGUGUUCCUCCUUCAUAUUCCCAUGGGGAGAUAAAGUACCAAGGCUACACGCCCUUCUUUGCACUCCCACCUACAUUGACACAAGAGACAAUGGCUGGAAUGGGCUGCCCUCCUCCAUCUUCAGUACAGCCUUGUAGUGGCAGGGUGAACUCUGACCAGCUGGCACCCACAGCUGUGCUGGAGGAGGCCGUGAAGGAGCAGCUCUCCAGGCAGGCAGGGCUGCAAAGCCGAGCUCAGAGGCUGCAGAGGAGACUGCAAGCCCUGCUAGGGGAGCAUGCCGUGCUUCACUGCAGCCAGCAGCUGGAGGGCCUGAACAGGCACUGUCAACUUGCCAAACCGGACUCCACACAUCCUGGUAUACUGCCUCCCCAUGUGGGCUGCAAAGCCCAGUUGUCUUGGCUUGAGUCGACCACAGCCUCGUCGUCCUUCACAGAGCUCAGCGAGUUCAGCCGCUCCAGCCAGGCAUUGCUGAGAGGCCUGCAGGAGUCUUUGGACUCCGAGGCCACGGCCAGCAGCAGCUCAGACGAGGAGCAAGGGGAGGAGAAGAGUCUCGGCAAAACCAAGUGUUCUCCUGGUAGCAGCUGUGAGAGGCGUUGGCUGGAAGAGAGAGCAGAGCUGGGCAGCAGAUGGAGCUGGUUGCAGCUGCGUCUGGCCGAGCUCGAGAACAGGAUACAACAACUGGUGGAGCUCCACAAGCACAUCCGCUCUACCAAAGGGGGUGUGGUGCUUGCAGAGUCCCAGCCACUGACAGACAGGCGGAUUCAGCACACCCUGCUGAGAGAAGUGGCAGGGUUAUCCUGCACAGCCUCGGAUGCUGACACUGAACCCUGCAGCCCCACGCGCCUUCUGCACAACAUAGAGAGACAGAGUGCUCAGCUCAGCCAGAUUGUCAACAGUCUGAUGCCUCCUCUCGGCUUUUCACCACAGUCUAAACAAACACACACCUGGAAAGGCACGAGAGCCUUCACAAGUGGUCAGAUAGGAGACGAUGUUUCUGCCCCUGGUAGCUCCAAGAGAAGGAGGCCGGGGACCAAGAGGCUCUUCAAAGCUGAUGUGUCGUGUGUGUGUGCCCGGGCCCGACCCUUGGUCACCUACCAUAAGCCCAGGCUGUUCACUUUCAGUACCUACAACUGCAGCAGGCCACAGGACUUGGGGAAGUCCACGUCUGCCCUCUCCUUUUCUCUCUCAUCAUCUUCCUGUUCAUGUUGCACGUCUUGUGAUCCUGUAGUCCUGUGCUCUGAUCCUGACUGCAGCUCCAGUAGGGCCCUGUCCUCCAGGACCCCCAGCGCCACACCUCACUCUGUGCUGUCUCUUUCAUUUGACGCUCCUCUGUCCCACCACUCAAAGAGGGCCCUGGCCAGAGAAGAAUGGUCCCAAAGGCCUUUGGUUAUCAACGUCCAACCAUCCAGUCCAGCACACUACAAGAGACGCAGCUCCACACCACUGCACAGCAGUCACAAAUACAAGCAGCAUGCAAGGCAUCAUAAAAGCAGAGUUAUGGGUCUUUCGCCAGUCGGGAUGGCAGGCUCUGCUCAGAGUCAACACAGGAGAGCUAGUCGGAGGAAAAGGAAGAGAAGACACAUCCACAGGCUGAUAGAAGAUGAGGAAGAUGUCGUGUACCAGCUCUGUGACCCAGAGGACAGUUCUGAUGAAGUGCUGGAGGAGAGCUGCACACAGGUUUCACACAAGCAGGCCUCACAGGGCUUGGUUCGCAAACGGCAGGGAGAGAGCGUGUACAACAUCAACAACAUUGUCAUCCCCAUGUCACUGGCUAAAGUGGAAAAGCUCCAGUACAAAGACAUCCUGACACCCAGUUGGCGGGUGAUUGACGCCUCAUUUCUGAUGAACAGAGAGGUAGAGAAGGAGGAGGACAAUGAGGAGGGGCAGGUGGAGGAUCUCAUUGACGAAGUCUUUGCCCAGAGACACCUGGCCUUAGAGCAGAGAGAGAAAUUGCGCUGGCCAUCCUGGGGAAAGAGAAAAUGCUGCAGACACCCUAAAAGGUGGAAGAACACACACGGGCUCACAAAUGCAGUGUUGAAAACUGUUGCAUUUGAAUACGAUGUGACAAGAUCUGGCAGCAGACUGUCAGGCAGUGGGGGCGGGAUGUGCACAUCAGGAGAGGAGAGCUCUGUGGAGUGGAGUUGUGCUCAGCUGGAUACCGAUGAGCAGCAAAGCUCAGAGGAGUGGUUGCCUCAGGCACCCUGGGAGCCACGAGUGUUUCCUUUGGAUGAAGACAAUGAAGAAGCCCUGCUCUCUGAUAACCUGGAACAAGUUCCGUCAGCGUCAGAGUGUAGCUCCUCCACAUCAAAGAACUCCAACCCCCAUGCCUCCCCAGCUGAGACCUCUGGUGCCACACUGCCGUCUGGUGGACGAAGCAAGAGCAGAGCGCCCAAUGGCAGCUGAAAGAGCAGUGCCUUACUUUAUACAUAUUUCCUCCCUUCUGGGACCAUGAGGAGAAAACGUGCCCUGGGAACCUUAAUUGGGAUACUUAAUACAUUCCAUGAAUACAGUGAUUUGAUGUUAUUUGCUUAAUACUUUGAAGCAAGUGUAUUUAGUGAGUAUUGUAACACGUGUCACAAUAUUUUAAACUGACUGCUGUAGCUUCUGCAACAAUUUCAGGAUUUAAUGUACAAUAGGUAUUGUGUGUGUGUGUGUGUGUGUGUGUGUAUAUAUAUCUAUAUAUAGAUAUAUAGAUAUAGAUAUACACCAGCAACACCAGCACAUAUCCAGUGUAGUCUCAGGUUUGUAUACUGUUUGUAGUCGUCACAUGCUAUUUAUUUUCACAGUUGUCUUAAAAAGUUGGUGUAGAAAGACUUUAAUACAUACAUAUAUUUAUGUAA
Micropterus dolomieu (smallmouth bass) is the source of this 3663-nucleotide messenger RNA. RefSeq names its product KAT8 regulatory NSL complex subunit 1-like (gene kansl1l). NCBI's taxonomy places the organism in Eukaryota, Metazoa, Chordata, Actinopteri, Centrarchiformes, Centrarchidae. The transcript has 16 exons. The coding region runs from base 320 to 3226 and encodes 968 amino acids. The record is from RefSeq and is a predicted model, not a curated record. Gene Ontology annotation, molecular function: histone acetyltransferase binding. Gene Ontology annotation, cellular component: NSL complex.